This is a messenger RNA of Brassica napus (rape), 1444 nucleotides long. Its product is annotated as MADS-box protein SOC1. Gene Ontology annotation, biological process: positive regulation of transcription by RNA polymerase II. Gene Ontology annotation, molecular function: RNA polymerase II cis-regulatory region sequence-specific DNA binding; DNA-binding transcription factor activity, RNA polymerase II-specific; protein dimerization activity. The record is from RefSeq and is a predicted model, not a curated record. Gene Ontology annotation, cellular component: nucleus. The transcript has 7 exons. Bases 497 to 1138 code for a protein of 213 amino acids. Lineage: Eukaryota; Viridiplantae; Streptophyta; Magnoliopsida; Brassicales; Brassicaceae.
AUAUUUUCUACUUUUUGAUUAGUCUGAUGGAUCUUUUUCAUUUUGGUCGAUUUGAUGUUUUGUUUCUGGGUUUUUUUGUUUUGUUUUGUUUAGGCUAAAUCUGAUGAAAGGUUGCAUAUCUUUCAAUUAACCCCCAUAACAAAAUAAAAUAAAGGCUGCAUAUUUCAUUCCUUUUAAGCAAUCCAUAUAGAUCAACUAUAUAAAUUUGUACUUUAGAUUGGUUUGCUUUUUGGGUACUUAAUCAUCUUAUCUCUCGUUGACUUCAUCAGUCCCCUUCCACCAAAAAAAAAUCCCAGCAAAAAGUAUCUUUUUUUCUUUUCCAAAUGAAUUGUUUUAUGUGUGUGAAUUUUUUUUUCUUUUCCAAAUGGAUUGUGUUAUGUGAGUGAAUAAUCUUGUUAUUGAGGUGGUUUCACCCUUGAUCUUAUGUUCUCUGCAAGUUAAAAAAGAGAUCUUAUAUAUAUUUUUUCUGUGAAAGAAAAAAUUAAACGAGUAAGAGAUGGUGAGGGGGAAAACUCAGAUGAAGAGGAUAGAGAAUGCAACAAGCAGACAAGUGACUUUCUCUAAACGCAGGAAUGGUUUGUUGAAGAAAGCCUUUGAGCUCUCGGUGCUUUGUGAUGCUGAAGUUUCUCUGAUCAUCUUCUCUCCUAAGGGAAAACUUUAUGAAUUCACCAGCUCCAAUAUGCAAGAUACCAUAGAUCGUUAUCUGACGCAUAGCAAGGAUCGAAUCAGCAACAAACCGGUUUCUGAAGAAAAUAUGCAGCAUUUGAAACAUGAAGCAGCAAACAUGAUGAAGAAAAUUGAACAACUUGAAGCUUCCAAACGUAAACUCUUGGGAGAAGGCAUAGGAUCAUGCUCGAUUGAGGAGCUGCAGCAGAUUGAGACCCAACUUGAGAAAAGUGUCAAAUGCAUUCGAGCACGAAAGACUCAACUGUUUAAGGAACAAAUUGAGCAACUCAAGCAAAAGGAGAAAGCUCUAGCUGCAGAAAACCAGAAGCUCACUGAAAAGUGGGGAUCUCAUGAAAUCAAAGUUUGGUCGAGCAAGAACCAAGAAAGUGGAAGAGGUGACGAAGAAAGUAGUCCAAGUUCUGAAGUAGAGACAGAAUUGUUCAUUGGGUUGCCUUCUUCUUCAAGAAAGUGAAGAAGCACUCUUCCGACAACAGCAAAAAUGCAAAAGAAACCCUAAGUAAAAAGGUUUAGCAGUGAGUGUAUAAGGUCAAGUAACAAAACUCUAAAGCUGCUUAUUGUCAUCUCUCUCUCUCUCUUCUUUAAAACUCAUCUGCAUGUGUUAUGUAUCUAUGUUCUUCUACAGUUGCCUACCUAGAUGUCUAUACGUUUGUUGUUCAUUUUCAAGUUUUAUUAUCAUGUAUCAUCAAUUAAUGCUUUUCCCUCCAAAUCAGGAAUAGACAUAUCCCCAUUAUAUUAAAAAAUAACCAUUUGUUAUUAA